Messenger RNA from Oldenlandia corymbosa var. corymbosa, 5661 nucleotides. NCBI's taxonomy places the organism in Eukaryota, Viridiplantae, Streptophyta, Magnoliopsida, Gentianales, Rubiaceae. The record is from the annotation of a GenBank genome assembly.
CUCCACCUUUGGCGGCGGCGGCGCUUUCUAGUCUCCUCCACGACUAACUCAAACUGAAAGAAACAGAAGAGAAAAAAAAAGAAAAGGAAAACUAUAAACCUCCGUUUAAAUCCAGAAAGAAAAUGUCCAUAACCACUUUCUCACCAGCCGUCCCUCGAAACCUUCCUCACCUCUGUUCCCAUGCAUCCUUCCGCACCUUACCAUUUCCCUCCUCCCCUCCGCCCAUGAACCUCCUUCGACUCAAACCCCAUCCCUCCAUCUUCCACCUCCUCCGCCACCGCCGCCGACCUCUUUCCCUUUCCGCCGCAGCUGUCCGGCAGGACACCACUACCUACACAUCCGCCCCCCUCGUCGACGUUUCUCCUGCUGCCGAAUCUCUCUUCCACGUCACCGUUGACGUCGCUGAUUCCCCUGAUCUUGCGGCUUCUUAUACCAUCGCUGGUCAGUAUCUUCAGCUCCGAGUUCCAGAUUCUGAUAAGCCGUCUUUUCUGGCCAUAGCAUCUCCGCCGUCCCUUGCCGCGACUAAAGGCGUUUUUGAAUUCCUCGUGAAAACCGUCCCCGGUUCCACCGCGGAGCUUCUCUGCGGGCUGCAAAAAGGUGAUGUGGUGGAAUUGACUCAGGCCAUGGGUAAAGGAUUCCAAAUCGAUCAAAUUUCCCCGCCGGAAAACUAUCAGUCGGUACUUAUAUUCGCAACCGGAGCUGGAAUUAGUCCUAUCCGUUCGUUGAUUGAAUCCGGAUUUGGUGCAGAUAAGAGAUCUGACGUUAGACUCUAUUAUGGUGCUAGAAAUCUUACAAGGAUGGCUUAUCAGGUUUACUUUGUUACUUAUCAGCAUCAUUCUUUCUGUAAAAUCCUCUACUGUCUCCUUUGAAAACAAGCUGAACUAUGGAAAAAAGCGAGUGUUCGCUGUUCAAAUUGUCUCAAUCAAACGGUUACUUGUCUCCUACAGGAUAGGUUCAAAGAGUGGGCAUCUUCUGGAGUUGAAAUAGUGCCAGUUUUGUCUCAACCCGACCAGAAUUGGACUGGAGAACAGGGAUAUGUUCAGGUAGAAAAAUAUAUAACCGAUAAUUAUGUACUAUGUCUGGUUUUGAUGAUAGAGUUUUAUCUGUGUAAUUCAUUAGUAAAGCAUAGCUUUUGGAGGAUAUUUGGUGUGUCUUAAUUAAGUGGCCAUCGCAGGCUGCAUUUGCUCGAGCAAAGAGAAUAUUGAGUCCUCAGUCUACUGGGGCAGUGCUUUGUGGGCAAAAAGCAAUGGCGGAGGUAAAGUUUUGUUGUUUCGAUUUGCAAAUAUCGCUAGGGAUCUUUUUUUGCAUAACAUCUCUGUCUAUAUGCUUAUUUAUUUCAUAUCUGAAGAGUGCAUGCUUGGCUAUCUAUCUGAGAUUUGUUCUGAUCUUUGCAACUUUGAGUUUUAAGAAUAUCUAUAAAUAUGCCUGCUGAAAGUUAUGACCCGUGAUUUUUCUAUAUAUAUAUCUGGAAAAUAAAUUAGUGAUAGAAAAAGUUGUCUUUUGGAAACAGUUUCCUAGAUUAGCUAUGUUUUUUAUUAUCUCUCAUUCUGUUGUGGAGAUAUCCUGUCUUUGGUGCAGGAUUGUAGACUUGAGAAUAUGUGAACUAUGUAAAUGAGUAGAUCUCUUUUGAGUGUAAUGAAGUUGCUGAUUGUUUCUUCCUCAAUAAGCUAGAUGAAGAUGAUUUCAGAUUUAUGCAUGGGGAAGAUCUUCCUGUACUGCUUUUCUGAACGAACAUGUGUGGAAAAGUUUUGGGUGGCAAGCAUUUUAAAAAUUCCAUAGACAGAAAAAGUCUAAAAGCUUCAGUGGCAAUAGACUUCUUUAAGCAGAUGAAUGCAUUUCCUUGAUUCGGAAACUGAUUAUCAUGCUUCUGGCAGGAUGUUACCUCCCUCCUGGUUUCUGAAGGAGUAUCAACCGAGAAGAUUUUGAAGAACUUCUGAUUACAAAAGUUCGGGAGAUGGAUUUGUUGUAUUACGUUAACUAGUUGUCAGGACCAUUCAUUCAUUUUAUUUUACUGACUGGUGAGAUCCAAAAAUUUGAUUUCUGAUCAUAAAUAAUCCUCUGUCUGUUGGAUAUUUGCCUUGGAGCCUUCAGAGCUGGGUGCAUCUGCUAUCGCUGGAGGUAAAUGUAGCACGUAUAAUUAGAAAGAGAGCUCUUAUUGGAGAGGUAGAAGAGAGCUGAAGUAAAUGAGUCAUCGUUAAGUUAUACACACGGAAAUUUUGUAUUCAUUAUUCACUGUGCAGUUUGCACAAGUUAUGUGGCACUUUACCCAUAUAUUGUAGUGUUAAUGUAACAUUCAGACAGUAAGAUGUGCCUUGUCCAUUUGGGCACUUUUGUCACCAACCCUAUUGAAAGUGCAUCAAUAGUCGAUCAAUUACUGAUUAAAAGCUACAGGAGUAGGAUUCUCUCUUUACCAUUGGAAAAUGCCUUUGAUUUAGAAACUAACUGUAGAUCGAGGAUGUGCACUUAUUGCUCUUCUUAUCUUUGUUCAAUAUACAAGAUAUAUCAGGUGCUGAAACUCUUUUAGUAUUGAACUAAAAACUCAUUUGAGUCCUUAAUUUGUUCCUCAACAAUCAAAAUGUUGAAGAUAGCCUUUAAAUAUCAACUCUCGGCUGAUUUUCAGUUCCAAGAAUUUGAAACGUUUCCUCAGCUACAUUGACACUGAUUGAUCAAUGAAAUGUUUUUAAAUAAUUUAUUGAGCAAGAGUAGGUGAAACAAAUUCACAGACAGGACAGUCUUGCAAAACACCAAAUUGGAGGUAUUAUUGACGCCAAGAGACUAAACGUCAAUCAAUUAUCAGAGCGCAAUAAAAUCAACAAUUACGGUUCAAUUCAGCAACAACACCGGUAAAAGAAUUGUUUUGUCUGAAAGUUAACACAAUACAGAAAAAGAUCCAUUAGUUUUGCUAAACUCAGAAUUCACUACCACCAUGACCAUUUUCAGGAUUCCCAUCUUGCAAACCAGAUUUCCCAUUUGCUUCUGUUGGCUUCCCCGGCUGCUGAGCAUCCAUUUUCAUCUCAUCAGAGUGGUGACUUCUGUGACUGCCAUUGUGGUAGUGGUGGUGACCAUGUCGGUGAUGAUGCCUUCUAUGGUUUUCUUUUCUAUCAGAGUCAUUAUCAGAUGACUUUCCUAUAGAUCUGCUCCUAUCACGUGAAUGGUCCUCUGGAUCUGAGGACUUCAAGUCAUGGCUCUGAGACCGGCGAUGAUGCUUGUGGUGUUUUGCGCGACUCUUCCUCUUAACAGUGUCAUCCUCACUUGAUGAAUCAGAAAAACUCGAGCUUGAUCUUCUAGACCGUUUGUGAUGCCUUCUUCCACGAGUUCUUUUUUUCCCUGAAUAAUCAUCAUCAUCGGUUCCUGAGUCAGAAUCACUGGAAUGUGAUCUCUGAUGGCGUUUGUGAUUCUUUACACGAUUUCUCCUCCUAAAAGCCUCAUCAUCAUCUCCCGAAGAGUCAGAAUCAGAGGAAUCUGAACUAGAAUCAUGAUGUCGUCGCUUUUUGUGGGCUCGUCUCUUUCUCCUGUCCUCUUGCGAAUCAGUAUCAUAUCCGCUGUAAUCAUCAUCAUCAUCAGAGUCAGAGGAUCUCUUCUUAGGCUUGUGCUUAGAUUUCCUCUCCUUCUUCCUCUCGCUGUCCCCUGAAUCAGAGUAAUUCUGCUUCCUAUGCUUCUUAUGGGACUUUUUGGGUUUCCUUCCUUCAUCACUGCUGUCACUGCUAUAACCAUCAGAUGCUGCAGGAGAUCUUUUCUUGUGCUUAGUGCUCUUCACUCUUUUGGCAUUGGCUUCGGCAUCAGCCUUUGCCUUGGCUGCAGCUUCAAGUUUCUGCUCCCAUUUCAAUGGGGCUUCUUUCCUCUCCAAAAUUCGCUUCUUCUUUUCCUCGAGCAACUGGAUGAACUUCUUUGCAUCCAUGUCGAUGUAAAACACAACUGAAUACCUGCAUUUUGGUAUGAAGAUGACCAAAAGUGCAUCUCAAAAAGAGAAAGGAAACAAUGUUAGUUCUUCCACCAGAAAAAUCAAUUCCAAAGAAUUACUGAAUAUAAAAAAACGAGAAGUAGAAGUUCCCAACUCGAUGCUGUUGACCUCAAAAACACCGAAUCAGCAAAAAUUCCUAUGAAAAAAAGAAGAGACUAUCUGGGUAAAUCUUCCCCAAUGUCACAAAGACAGACCUCGUUUAAGCAAAUUCAACACGGAACUACUUCCUACAGGAACCAAAUCUUGUUCCUAAUCUCACGGUGGUUCAGUAAAAGAUUAUGAAACUCAAAAGGAUGCAUAGCAUGUGGACACGAUAAACUUGUAUGCUCAGUGUUCUAACAGCUAAUUGAGAAUUAAAAUCUUCACACUGGUAACUGUUAACACAUCUUUAAUAACUCCAGGCACGACUAAGCAAAAUUACUCCAUGACAGAUAGAAACAGCAUUCUAUUCACCAAAUCAAUUGGCACUGGAAAUAUUCUCAGACAAAAAAGUUGAGCUCUAAGUCUUCCAAACUCACUCUGGCUAGAAAUUAGAGGCUACUACCAUAAUAUCAUACAAGUUUUUAACAAACAACACGACAAUGGAACCUAAUAAAGCAAUGCAUAAAAAUUACUUUAUUUAUGCCCGGCCUACUUAGAUAAUGGAUUCUAACGCAAAAUAUAUUCAACCAGUACUCAUUUUUUUGGGGGAAUAACUUUACCAAGAGAGUCAAUUUGAAGAAUGGACUUUAUGUCCCGAUUUCAAGCAUAACAUAAUACGCAACAAGCCAUAUAAGUUCCUAGUCCUACCCAUGGAUUCCUCACAUCUACACCUUUCAUCUUAUCUUCUCAAUAAAUUACUAUGGGAAAGGAAGUUUAGGUUAAGCUAGCAAGCAGCAGCAAGCAAGUAGACACAGCUUUCACAACCACAUACCAACAGAAGGGCCUAUCCCCAAAUAUGGAAGCAUAAAAGAUAGAAUUGCAAACACAGACAGCUAAGAGGAUCCGAGCCAGGUUUCUUACCUUAUAACAAUAUAACAGUAUCAGAAAGCCACAAUCCUGAAGGACCUCACUUCCUUUCAGAAACCCGAACACCAACUGGUAUUAAAGAAAGUCUUUCUCCAAAAUUCUGCAGUACAAAAUCAAAGCCCAGAUGAGGGCCCAACAAUUUUCAUAAGAAAAAGAAACAUGGUACCACCCGUAAUGAAUCAGCAGCCAAAAAAUUCCAGACUUGCAAGUUGCAACUAUAUCACAAAACCCUUUAAAACGAAUGCAAUUACGAUUGCAAGGAUGCAAUAAUGCACGCAGUCAAAAUUGAACCUUGAACAAAACACAAACCCUAAUCUUGGUUCAAAUAAAACCCAGCCGACGAAUAGGGAAAACCAAAAAAAGGAGAAAUUCAAGAGCAAUUAAUUACACACCUCGAGUAACACAGGAGCUUGGACAAAGAACACAGAAUCGAAGAGAAAUGCAAGGCGGCUUCGGACUGAUAAGCAGCUGCAAAGAUGAGAGAGGUUAACAAGCUUUCAAACAGCCCUCUUUCUCAAAUCUCUCUCCUCCUGUGCUAGCCCCCAAUCUGUGAAUCUCUAGAGAGUUCGGAAAUGUGGGCUGGAGCUAUUUUUUUAUAGACCGCUUCCUGUUAAUCGAAUAUGCGUGUAGGUUACUCUACGCGCUUUCUUUAUUCUCUCUUUUUUUUUAAAAAAAAUAUAUUAUUAUUUUUA